UUACUGGUAAUACAGAUUCAGCAAAUAGUUCCUGAAGAAGAGUUUCCUUCAUUUAUUGAAGCAAUACAGAGAGAACUUCCAAGCACAUUUCGUAUUACAGGAACAAGAAGUCAUGCUCAAGAACUGUUAAAUGCUAUCAGGAAAUUUUUUCUUGACGAUCUACAGAGUGUGCAGGUUGAUGGAGGAAAGGCUGAUCCUCCAAGACCCCUCACGUGGUAUCCUGAUGAGUUAGCUUGGCAAAUUAAUGUCACUAAGAAAUUUAUCAGAAAGUCUUCAUGCAUGGACAAGUUUCACAAUUUUCUGGUUCAGGAAACAGAAACGGGAAACAUCAGUCGUCAAGAGGCUGUCAGUAUGAUUCCUCCUUUACUUUUAGAUGUCAAACCAGGUCAAAAGGUACUGGAUGCAUGUGCUGCUCCUGGUUCCAAAACUGUUCAACUUAUUGAACUUCUUCAUGGCGAGGAAUCAUCAGGAAUACCUGGUAACUUACUUUUGAUUUACACAUUGCAUUCUGUGUCAAAUGAACUACUAACAGUAAACCUUUAUAUCAAAAUCACAUUCACCAAGAGUUGGGAAGAUGAUAAGAAGAUUCCUUUAAUAUUUGACAGAAUCCUCUGUGAUGUCCCAUGUAGUGGAGAUGGUACCCUUAGAAAGAACCCAGUGAUCUGGAGGAAGUGGAAUCCACAGCUUGGCUUAAGUUUAUUCAGGAUCCAGUUGCGCAUUUUAGCACGUGCUGUAGAAAUGUUAGCCACUGGAGGUCGCAUAGUCUAUUCCACUUGUACUCUUAAUCCAGUAGAAGAUGAGGCAGUCAUUUGUACUUUACUUCAGAGAGCUGAAGGUGCAGUAGAACUUGUUGAUAUCUCAUCACAUCUUCCAAACUUGAAGAGAUCCCCAGGCUUAAAGACUUGGAAGGUAAUGACAAGAGAUAUGAAAAUUGUUGAUAAUUGUGAUCCUGGGACUGAAUACUUUUCAAAAAACUUCAAACCAGAAAUGCUGGCUCCACCAGAAGAGGUUGUGAACAGAUUACAUGUAGAAAGAUGUAUGAGAAUAUAUCCCCAUCAGCAGGAUACUGGUGGAUUUUUUAUUGCUGUUCUUGAAAAGAAGUGUCCAGCACCUUGGGAAAAUGGGAAAAGAUGCAGUGAUAACCCAAGACUCUUGCCAUGGGAAAGUGUUUCAGACUUGCAGCGGAGAAAAGUCGACAAGUUUGAAAAACAAGACACAGAGGUCAGCUUUAUGACAGGAGGUGAGAAUACUGAAAUGGACAAUAAUCAGUGCAAAUUAGAGGAAGAAAGCAAAGCAGUUGAUGCAUCUGCUGCAGCAAAUUCAAAAGGAAAUGCAACAUACGAAGAGGGCACCAGCAAUCCAGUGAUCACAAGCAGUGCACAUGUGGAUGAUGAUGAGUGUGAUGAACUAGAUACAGUAUACGACAGUGAGCACAAUGAUGAAGAUGAUGAAGCUACCAAGUUCCGUGCAGGCCAACAGCAGAGUGGUUCAUCACCAAGUCAGAGUGCAGAGGAUAAUAACACCAUUGGGGAUAAAACAGAUGAACCGCUGCAGCUGGUUAACAUUCAACCUCCAAGGAAAAAAGCUAAAGUCGAAAUGAAAGGUUUUAAAGAGGACCCAUUUGUUUUUCUUAAGGAAGACGAUGAACAUUGGCCUGAAAUAAAGAAAUUCUAUGGAAUUGAUGACAGUUUUCCUGCUGAUCAACUUCUGGUGAGAUCUGUUGGUGGAAAGAAAAGGAACAUCUAUCUUGUGUCAAAAACAGUGAAAGAUGUCAUGAAAUUGAUUGAUGACAAUCAUAAGGUUAUAAACACAGGGAUGAAGGUCAUUGCACGUGCAGAGGCUGACAAUGUGGGAUGCAAUUUCAGGCUGAUGCAGGAGGGUAUUGAAGCAAUGCUACCAUUCAUAAGCAAGCGUAAAGUGAUAAUUACUCAGAAGGAUGUUGUGAUCCUGUUGACAAGUGACAGGCCUUUUUGUAAUGAAUUUUCAACUGGAACGCAGGAGCAGUUGAAUAAUAUUGAAGAACAAGGAUGUAUUGUGUACAUUUAUGAACCCAAUGGACCAUACAGUACUCCAGAAGAUACCAUUGGUUGUAGAAUUGUAUUCUGUGGCUGGAAAGCUAAAGUAUCAACUCGAGUACAGAUCAGUAAGUUUGACAAGACACACUACCAAGUUCUGUGUGGCAUACCACCUGCGGAAAAAGACAAAGGAAAGAAAAGACAUCUGGAACCAGGAAAAGAACCAGAGUGUAGAGAAGAUAAUGAGGUGACUGAACCAGAUGACGACCAACAACAAACGGGUUUUGUUGGUGAUAUUUUGGACGUGGAAGCUCCUCAAGGGUCAUUUGAUGUUGGAUUCAUCUGAACACACGCCAUUGCAUUUUUUGAUCACAGUAUCAUUGCAUGGAAUUCAACAAAAUGAUCACACCUCAACUCCAUCGACAACGGUGUUGCAAUUGUGUUAGUACCGUGGUAAUUCUUGACAUGCUUGUUAUUGACUUGGUAACUUGGCAUUUUAAAUCUUUGUCCAUGUUUUAAUCUGCUGGUAGCCAUACCCAUCAUACCGGGGCAAAGAUUGUGGGAGGGAGGGAGGGGAGGUGCGUGUCUCUAGAGUUGACAUGUCACAGUAAAUAAUGCAAAGCCAGACAGAUCUUCUUUGAAUGUCUUCAACAUCCAAAAGACUUUUUCAAUAUUGCUGAUCCUAGCAGUAUGCAGGAUGAUAGCUGCAUAUUAGAACCUAGUAAAUGGCCGAGUGCACCCGAUUCUCAAUAUAGCUCAGUGGUUUGAGCACCUGACUGGCAUCUGGGAGGUCAGACUCAGGUCAUACGCUUGAAUCCCUUCUGGAGCUCAGAUCUUUCUUUGUCCCACAUUCGUGGCAUGUUGAACAUU
Molecule: messenger RNA, 2885 nt
Organism: Orbicella faveolata
Lineage: Eukaryota; Metazoa; Cnidaria; Anthozoa; Scleractinia; Merulinidae
Product: RNA cytosine-C(5)-methyltransferase NSUN2-like
Biological process (GO): tRNA methylation
Cellular component (GO): cytoplasm; nucleus
Molecular function (GO): tRNA (cytidine-N5)-methyltransferase activity; tRNA binding
Source: RefSeq, a predicted model, not a curated record